CGUACAGUAGGUCAAACGAACGACUAAAAUGAACGAUUCAAUGAGAAAAAUGAUUCGUGACUCUCGAGUCAGUAUAAAAAGUAGCGUUCAAAAAGAACAAAUCGUUCGCGAACUGCACAUCACUAAUAAAGAACUGGGGUUGUGUUCGGGUUGGACUCUCUAGGCUACACUCUUGGGUGUAACUGAGCAUUUGAAAUUUCAGGAUUUUGUUGCAGAACAUAUACUACAGAUAUUAGCUACACAAUUUGAACUUCAACUGUGGAUUUUAAAGUAUCCUAGGUCAAGUCAUCUGCUUCUUGACGGAAUUACUUUUGUUUUCACUUUGUACCUACAAACGGUGCAAACUUCAGUAGUCUUUCAAGCUGAUUUACCAUGUCCGGUGAGGAGCAUAGACAAGAAAAAGGAGGCAGAUGCUGACGGCUUGCCUCAUCUCUUCUGCUGCGCUGCUUUCCAGGACACACAAGAGAGAUGCUGCAUAACAGGUCUCCAGGAAGAUAGAAGACAGAGUGUUUUACCCCUCAUCCAAAAGUGGGAAGCCUACUGGCUAAGAAGGAGGCACAUAGCUGGAGUCUUGCCUCAUCUCUACUGCUUCUUCCCAGGACACACAGGAGAUGUAGUGUCACUAAGAAGGCUGCAGUUGACAUGGACAAUAUGCUGAAUCCCAAAACAAUGGCGGAUUUUAAAAUAGUUAUCUUAAUUUUGAGCUACUUCUCUACUGAUCUGAAGCUCCUGUGAAAGAGUGGGCCCAUGCCAUGCUGAGGAGACAGAGAACUGACACUCUUCUAACCCUUUUGCUGUGGUUUCUCUUCUUCAUCGCCAUGACAAUGAAACAGGCAUAUGGAAAAUCCAUGUGCAGUAAAGAACUUCCCGGAAUUGUGCGAAAAUGCAUUGAGGAAGUUCACAAGAUGGAAUCAUUUGAUUGUAGACUGUACACCCCAACUUUGGCUGAUUAUCAGCAGAAGUGCCCCACGUCCACACUCAUAUGCUUUGAAAAAGAAGUGAAUGUCCUGGUGUUAGAAACUGGGAAUAAGUCCUCACCCAUAUACAAGCCAAAACUAUCCAUCCGGCUGAAGUCCUUGAUCAAACAGAAAGAACGUGCCAACUGUCCAGACUGUGAGGCCCACAGAGAAAGGGCAGCAAAGGAUUUCUUAACAACAUUGCAAACAAUUCUGGAGUGGAUGAACGAUCAGGGGUGUCGGAAGCCAUCCAGCCAUUGAGAUGGACACAUCCAUAGAUGGGGACAUCCAAGGACUCACAUACGUGCAGAAGGCUACCUGAACAAUUGCUAUAUGUAGAAAAUACUAUACAUGUAUUGUAAUGUACCAGACCACCGCUAUCUUUCCCAGAGAGAGUAGCUGAGGAUCGGCCGGGGACAUCAUCUCCUUCACUUAGAAUAAAAGUCUGUCUGAUCUAUGUUGUACAUUGAUGCACAAGGCACACACCAGUGUUUGAAUACAGUGUGUCAUAUGUUGUGGAGAUUACUUGAGAUUAAGCUCUUUAUUUUAACAUUUUUUUAUUUGAUUUUGAAUUUUAGGACCCCUUUAGGUAUCAAAAUAAAUAUACAAAUGAUUUGAUAAAAUAUUGAAUUUGGCCUUUACUACUAUAGCCCAUAGAAACGCAUUGACUAACGCAUAUAUAAAUGGCAAAACAAUACAGUAAAAAAAUCAGGUUUUGAAGUGUCUGUCCUAUAUCUAGGAGAUAUAAGAAAGCUCAGGAAAUAUUUUUGUAUUUUUCUUUUACACAUAUUUAACCCCUCAUUUUUCUUGGCACAAAACUACCUCCAUACUUCCAUUCAUUUGUAUGGUAGUACAGCAAAACUGAGGGCAACAUCGCGUUCGUGAGAAUCUCCCAAAUCCAUAGAGUGGUCAUAGUUUUGUAGGCCAAACUGUUCAGACGCUGUAGACGUUUUCUUGAAAUGACAGAAUUUUCAACACUGAUGUGGAAGGCUGACAUAGGUGGAUACAUUGAGAUGAAGCACUUGCAAAAAACUGAUAUCUCUUAAACUGACGGAUUUGGAUGGGAAUAUUUUAAUAUGUUGCUUAGAUUGACUCACGGUUGUGUCAGUAUUUUUGUGUUAUUAUGUUUGAAAUGCAUAUUGAUUUGCGCUAACCUGUGCAUCUUGUUCAUUUCUUAACCCAUACACAUUUGACCAUUCAUGGAUUGAAAAAAAGCCUCUGUGUUUACUUUUUACCCUCUCGUUUCAUGGUCAAUUGACAUCCUCAUCAAGUUGUCUAUCCAGGUCUCUUUGGAAUGAGAAAUGAUUUACCUGGGCAUGGUGUCUACUAGACAUGUGUCUUAACUUGCUGUCAUGUCUGUUCCGUAAACCUGUCAUAUUAGUUGUAGUUUUGAUACACUUUUCAACAUUAACAACAGUAACAUUAACAACAUAUAAACUGUAGUCAAAUGUAGUCAAAUGUUAACCCAUCAGAGUCUAAGCCCUGUCUAAGCCGGAGGAGGGGGAGUUCCACUAGGCUAUAUGGAUUUGUUUUAAGAAGAUCAUACCAAGGAUCAUAUAGCUAUUUGAUUAGGAAUUUUAAGACCCCUUGAAUUAUGAAAAAUAUAUAUUAAAAAAUGAUUUGAUGAAAGAUUAUUUUGGGCCUUACUGCUAUUAGCCCAUACAAACACGUUGAAUAACAGAUUCACUACAUGGGACAACAGAUAGUCCCCAAAAAAUAUCACAAGUAAGUUUGUUCUGAAGUGUCUCUCCCAUAUCUGAGAGAUAUAGGAGAGACAAGGGGUCUGAAUACUUUCCGAAUGAACUUUUUAUACUUUAUUGAGCCCUUCAAUGGUUAUUUGCAGUUCAGAAAAGGGUUCUUUCCUCUUUUAGUGAUAAUUAAAAUAUUUUGGGGUGUGGUUUGCUCAGAGCUCUUUUUGUCCAACCUUGAGUGAGUGUCAUUUCAGUCAAUCUAAUCUGAUGUGUCAUGCCACAAUGUAAUAUGACUAUGGCCAGUGAAGGUGUCUGGUGAAAGACUCACGUAUGGCCUUAUAUGAAUUAAUAACUCUUCUACAUCAGUUCUAAAAAAAAAUCUCAUCAGUGCGGCCCAGUCGUUCCAGAGCUUGCACACCUGAUUCACACAAUGACAACACCUAUAGAACCUUAACAACAUAAUAUAAGUAAAAUAAAAUAAAAAUCUUCUACAAAUUACUUUUAAGAUUGAGGAAGGUUCUUUAUAGAACAAUUUUCCAUAAAUGUUAUAUAAAGAACCAUUAAAAAAGGGUUCUAUAUAGCACCAAAAAGGCUUGUAACUAUAGUGGAACCCUUUUUUGGUGCAAUAUAGAACCUUUAAUUAAUGUUUUUUUUAUAGAACUGAUAGGUGAGAAUUGUCUGUUAAUUGAAUGAUUAGAAUAUUCCGCCCUGAAACAUAUAAUUGUAUGGAAUUGAUUAGAAUGUAUAAAAUCAUAAUCAAUAAAUGUGUAGUCCUAGUCAGAAUUAGGGUAAAACAA
Oncorhynchus gorbuscha (pink salmon) is the source of this 3444-nucleotide messenger RNA. RefSeq lists its product as uncharacterized. The transcript has 5 exons. NCBI's taxonomy places the organism in Eukaryota, Metazoa, Chordata, Actinopteri, Salmoniformes, Salmonidae. Gene Ontology annotation, molecular function: cytokine activity; cytokine receptor binding. Gene Ontology annotation, biological process: positive regulation of cytokine production; positive regulation of T cell proliferation; immune response. The coding region runs from base 753 to 1217 and encodes 154 amino acids. Gene Ontology annotation, cellular component: extracellular region. The record is from RefSeq and is a predicted model, not a curated record.